UUAAAAAUUUGCUUGAAUCGAAUGUCACUGUUGGUUUCCAAUACUGUUUCCUAGUAGAGUUAUACCAAAUGUUUUAAAAAAUAAACAGAGUUAGGAAACACCAACUGGGAAAAACCUGAAAUGUUAAAAUAUUAGCUUUUUUAUCCAGGACCCUUUAAACAAGGAGGCAAAAUUCAAAAGUUUUUUGCAUAGUCUAGUGCCACUUUCUAUAAAACAUCUGAUGUGUGUGUGUGUGUGUGUGUGUGUGUGUGUGUGUGUGUGUCCGAAGAAAUCUGGGAGGGGCAUAAUCUACGGAGGCCCCUCCUGUCCCAUUGAUAACACGUUCAUUCACAGUGAGCCUUCUAAUACAGACUAAUCCCCCAGGCAGACAUUCACACUACCCUAAUAGGCUCCUCACCUCAAGCAGAACUCGGUCCCAGGGAUGCUCUUUGCGGGUCCCCUCCUCCGCUGAAGCUGUCUAGGUCACCGAAUGACCGGAGCAUCUCCCAGCGGCAGAGAUCCCAGGCGAUGAGGUUUCCCGGGCUGGCUUUCCGCCCCCUGCUGCUCCUCGGUUGCUGCCUCCUCGGGGCAUCGACAGCCAGGAAGAACAAGGAUAGCACACGGGGAGCGGCCGAGUCGGUCCCCGGCCCCGCGGGGGGCUCCUCGGGGCGCUUCUCCAACCCCGAGCAACAUGCGUGUAGCUGGCAGAUCCUGCUGCCGGCCCCCGGGGACUCGGCCGCUCCGGGCGCCGAGGGAGCCGGCGCGGGCAGCGAGCUGGCGGUGAGCUGCCAGAGCCCGGACGGGUCGCACUACCAGUGCGCCUACCGCGGGGAGCCGCAGCGCUGCGCCGCCUACAACGCCCGGGGCCCGCAGUACUGGAAGCAGGUGGUGGGGAAGCUGCGCAAGAAGCGGCGGCCCUGCCACGACCCGGCUCCGCUCAAAGCUCGGCUUUGUGGCGGCAAGAAGGGCCAGGGGGCCGAGCUCCACCUGGUGAGCCGGCCGCUCGACGCCGCCAGCGCGGGGGCCAGCUCUGCCGCCACCGCGCUCCCCGGAGAGGGCAAAGGCAGGAGCAAGGGCCGCUCCAGGGGCCACGGCCGUGGCCGGGAGCCCGCCCCCGGGGCUGAGGAAGGACCGAGCCUUCCCCGAGUCCCGCCGCCGUCGGGGACACCGGCCCUGGGCGGCGUGGCUAAAGAGAAGGGGCUUGGGAAGAAGGGCAGCGGGGGCAAGCGCAAAGAGACUCCGCCAUCGGACGAGGAGAGACCCAUGGAGGCUGGGCCAGCCCCGGGGGGCCCGCUGGAGUUUAACGAAGAGUUGACAGAGACCUACUGUGCAGAAAAGUGGCACUCGCUGUGCAAUUUCUUCGUCAACUUCUGGAAUGGCUGAGCCGAAAUACGGCUGGGGA
Messenger RNA from Dromiciops gliroides (monito del monte), 1381 nucleotides. It is a transcript of the gene FGFBP3, whose product is annotated as fibroblast growth factor binding protein 3. The record is from RefSeq and is a predicted model, not a curated record. The transcript has 2 exons. Bases 508 to 1362 code for a protein of 284 amino acids. Lineage: Eukaryota; Metazoa; Chordata; Mammalia; Microbiotheria; Microbiotheriidae. Gene Ontology annotation, molecular function: growth factor binding. Gene Ontology annotation, biological process: cell-cell signaling.